AUGUACAUCGAGUUUAGCAGCAGGUUCGAAUAUGGCGAGUUCAAUCGCGGACAGAUUCAGACGCUAAGAGCUGAAAAGCUCUCCGGGCACAUAUAUUUACUCGCAGACACUGUCUGUGAGAUAGACAAUUUCGCGCCACCAGAGCACUGUAGCACCAAAAUUCAUAACUUGGGAACAAAAGAAGAGCCGGUACAUAUUCAGUUCUUCAACGACAAUUAUCUGACUCUCAAGAUAAGUCGCGAGACGGUAUUUCGACAUUGCGAGGAGAAGGUCCCUUGGAUUGUACCUUCUUUUUUUACGUACUACGGCAUUUAUGAGAAAUACAUGGUUGAUGAGAAAAAGCGGGAAGAGGAACAAUGGGAGACUGAGGAAGAAAUCCUUAUCGAAUGA
This is a messenger RNA of Fusarium proliferatum ET1, 390 nucleotides long. RefSeq lists its product as uncharacterized. NCBI's taxonomy places the organism in Eukaryota, Fungi, Ascomycota, Sordariomycetes, Hypocreales, Nectriaceae. The transcript has a single exon. The record is from RefSeq and is a predicted model, not a curated record. Bases 1 to 390 code for a protein of 129 amino acids.